ACACCAGCAAGCACGCCUCAGCCACGGAGGCCGUGCCUCACAACGGUGGUGUUGGCAGCUACAAAAGCAUGCAACUAAUCCACGCCUCUUCCUUGGGACAGGUGACAGCCCGCCUUUGCAGCGAUGCCAGGUACCUGUGAGGCUCUGGGGCGGCCGGGCGGCCUGAUUACCUUGAACGUGGGCGGGAAGCUCUACAGCACGACUCUGGAGACGCUGACCCGCUUUCCGGACUCCAUGCUGGGGGCCAUGUUCCGCGGCCCUCAGCCGGCCCUCACGGACAGCAGCGGGAAUUAUUUCAUCGACCGUGACGGCAAGGCCUUCCGCCACAUCCUCAACUUCCUCCGCUUCGGCCGGCUGGACCUGCCGGAAGGCUACGCCGAGCUCUCGCUCUUGCGGGCCGAAGCGGACUUCUACCAGAUUCGGCCCCUUUUGGAAGAGCUUCGGAGGGUGGAGGCGGAGCGAUGGCGCCAGAGGACCAACGCGGUGCUUCACGCCGACGUGGAUGUGCUCAAGCGUUUGUUGCACUUCAACGUGCGCCGCGGGCCGCAGAACUAUGAGCUGAGCACCUGCGACCUGCAGGUCUUCACGGCCAACGUCUUCUGCACGGACCGGCACUUCCUGGCCCUGCUGCGAAGACGCUUGAGCCUCACAGAGUGCACAAACGGUGGCUUUGGAGAGGGGCAUUCUGGGAAGGGCGUGGACCCACCUCGGGGAGAAGAGGGGUCUCUGCGCUGCCUCGGCCCGUCAGGCGAGUCGGACGCCACGGCGAGGGAACCUACAAACGGCUCCCGUUGGGAUUCCAUCACCGCCGCUGGCGAGGAGGGUCGGGGGUGGAAGAGGUGUUUGGAUGGUUCAAGAACCAAUGGCGAGUUGAGACUCUACCCAGGCGAUUCCACGGAUGAAGAUGCAGAAACAGAUGACGAGGCGUUGGACGACUCUUUGGGAAUAUCUCGUGUGGACUCCGCCACGUGCCACCACCUUUGCCUGGAGUGGGCCCCGUGCCCGGCAGAGCUGCCCACGGCGGAAUACGCCAAGCAGAAGCUGCAUUCGCUGAGAGUGGGCGGGAGGGAGGUCAGAACGGCCAACGAAUUCCUGGAAGAGGUGCUCAAGGUGGCGUUGGCUCAAGGCUUCCGCGUGGAUUCGGUCUUCCCGGACCCGGCGGACAUUCUCAACGCCCGCUCGUUGCGCUUCGUCCGGCAUUGAACGUUUCAGCCAAACAGCAGAGGUGGAGGGGGAGGGGCUGUGGUGCUUGAGUCCAUCCUAAGAGAAAACAGAUGGUUUUGCAAGACUUCUGCGCCUUCAGCCUCAAGCAGUUAUGGGAUUUUCUCAUCAGACACACCGAUCUUCUACCUCCAGUUGCGUCAACGCAGAACCCUGCAAUGGGGAAAAUGGAUUGCAGAGGGCGUCCCAAGCACACGGCGGGGUGUUAGUGGUGGCAGCGGUGACGGGGACCCGCAUACGCUGAGGAUCUCCGUUCAAGGAGAAACCUGCAAUCCUUACAGAGGGCAGUUCAGUUCACUUCCACGAAUCUCCCCCAAAGUAAAAGCUGAAUUGUAAAAAGCUGGCUUAACCAGCCACGUGCCUCUGCUGUUUGGAAAUCCUGGGCUAAGUGUAAACAGAGGUUUUUUCUGAACGCUUGCAAAACUCCCACUUCUAGGAUUUCUUUGGGGGUAGGGGGAGCCAUGAUGGCUAAACCAAUUUCAAACCUCUUUAAAUUUGCAAUAAACGCUGUACCAAUAAUAAUAAUAAUAAAUAAUAAUAAUAAAAGGAUUUUC
Molecule: messenger RNA, 1775 nt
Organism: Elgaria multicarinata webbii
Lineage: Eukaryota; Metazoa; Chordata; Lepidosauria; Squamata; Anguidae
Gene: KCTD11
Product: potassium channel tetramerization domain containing 11
Exons: 2
Coding region: 124-1203 (359 amino acids)
Biological process (GO): protein homooligomerization; positive regulation of neuron differentiation
Molecular function (GO): protein binding
Source: RefSeq, a predicted model, not a curated record